This is a messenger RNA of Mytilus trossulus (common blue mussel), 3221 nucleotides long. RefSeq names its product DNA replication licensing factor mcm4-A-like. Gene Ontology annotation, cellular component: nucleus; MCM complex. The record is from RefSeq and is a predicted model, not a curated record. Gene Ontology annotation, molecular function: ATP hydrolysis activity; single-stranded DNA helicase activity; single-stranded DNA binding. Gene Ontology annotation, biological process: DNA replication; mitotic DNA replication initiation; double-strand break repair via break-induced replication. The transcript has 18 exons. The coding region runs from base 140 to 2836 and encodes 898 amino acids. Lineage: Eukaryota; Metazoa; Mollusca; Bivalvia; Mytilida; Mytilidae.
UGCCAAAAAUCGAGUAUGAAAAAAAAUCUUUUACCGGAAGUAAAGUAAAAUAUUUCCCGCGAAUUUCAACACGUGACACAGACCCAACACAAAACAACGAAAACACAGAGAUUGAACCUUUACAGUUGACAACCCAAAAAUGUCUGAACCAUUGACACCUCGUAGAAGUAAACGGGGGAGGACAUCAGAGCCUACUUCUCCAACAACAGAUGAAAAUGCUAAAACUCCAACCAGAAAAAGUUCAAGAUCCAGUGCAACAACACCCUCAUCAACAAGAGGAAGUGCAAGAAAAAGCAAACCUGAGAAAGAAAGAGAUGAAACCUCCUCACCCCCAUCAAAACGUAGAAUGGAUAGUUCUCCUGGUGCUGACCUUCGACCUCUGCCUUCCUCUCCCCCAUCUGGACCACCAGCUGAGGACACCUCCCUGUUUUCCAGUCCACCUCAAUCUAGAGCAGCUCCUACCAGUGAAAUAGAUUUGAGUUCACCCCUUAAUUAUGGAACACCAGGAUCAAGAGGUGGUCCCCGUACCCCUGGAGCCGCUGCCACACCCAUCAGAACAAGACCAGAUGUCAGAAGUGACAGGAAGCUCCGACAAGUUACAAUUGGAGGAUCAGAUCCAAGUGAACCAACAAAAAUCACUAGUGAUAUUACCAGUGAUCCAAAUGCUGGUCCACAACUGGUCAUCUGGGGUACGGACGUUGUGGUCAGUCAGUGCAAAGACAAGUUCCGAAGGUUCAUCACCAAGUAUGUGGACAAGAACGUUGCUGGUGAUGAACAGUUUGAUGGAAUGGAUAUCAAUGAACCAUACUACAUACAGAGGCUGGAGGAGAUUAGUGUUAUUGGUGAGCCAUUCCUGAACUUUAACUGUGAACAUCUCCGUGAGUUUGACGCUGAACUAUACCGCCAGUUAAUCUGCUACCCACAGGAAGUGAUACCCACAUUUGAUAUGUCUAUCAAUGAAAUGUUCUUUGACAGAUACCCUGACACUGCAUUGGAACACCAAGUACAAGUCAGACCAUAUAAUGCUGCUCUAACUAAAAAUAUGAGAUCUCUCAACCCUGAAGAUAUUGACCAGUUGAUAACAAUAGGAGGAAUGGUGAUCAGAACAACAGCUCUGAUCCCUGAGAUGAGGGAAGCUUUCUUUAAAUGUUAUGUAUGUGGGACCACAGCAUCUGUAGAAAUUGACAGAGGAAGGAUUGCUGAACCAACUCUUUGUACCAACUGUAAUACAAACCAUUCUUUUGCUCUGGUACAUAACAGAUCACAAUUUACAGAUAAACAGAUGAUAAAACUUCAGGAAUCCCCAGAGGAUAUGCCAGCUGGACAGACACCUCACACAGUAAUACUGUAUGCACACAAUGACCUAGUAGAUAAGGUACAACCUGGUGAUCGAGUCAAGGUCACAGGUAUCUACAGAGCAACACCUCUUCGUGUCAACCCAAGAAUGAGAAAUGUCAAAUCAGUUUACAAGACACAUAUUGAUGUAGUUCACUUCCGUAAACUCGAUGCUAAGAGAUUGAGAGAAAGUAAUAAUGAUGAGGAUGAUCAGAAAGAUGCUAACUUGAGUGAAGAAAGAGAAGAAUUCUUAAAGAAACUGUCUAAAAAGUCUGAUAUAUAUGAGAGAUUAGCUAGAGCAAUUGCUCCAAGUAUAUAUGAAAAUGAAGACAUAAAGAAAGGAAUAUUGCUACAGCUCUUUGGUGGAUGCAGAAAAGAUUUCACAAAUUCAGGAAGAGGAAAAUUUAGAUCUGAAAUGAAUAUAUUACUGUGUGGUGAUCCAGGUACAAGUAAGUCUCAGCUUUUACAAUAUGUUCAUCAUCUGGUACCCCGUGGACAGUAUACAUCAGGAAAGGGAUCCAGUGCUGUAGGUCUGACUGCAUAUGUGACUAAAGACCCAGAGACCAGGCAGUUGGUACUGCAAACGGGUGCCCUUGUGCUGAGUGACAAUGGUGUUUGUUGUAUCGAUGAGUUUGACAAAAUGAAUGAUAGCACCAGAUCAGUUCUUCAUGAAGUUAUGGAACAACAAACUUUGUCCAUUGCCAAAGCAGGUAUCAUCUGUUCACUGAAUGCCAGAACAUCUAUCUUAGCAGCUGCCAACCCUGUAGAAUCUCAGUGGAAUAAGAAUAGAACCAUUACUGAAAAUAUACAACUGCCACAUACUUUGUUGUCAAGGUUUGAUCUUAUUUUCCUGAUAUUGGACCCACAAGAUGAAAUGUAUGACAGACGUCUAGCCAGUCACUUGGUUUCCCUGUACUUUCAAAGUGAGGAAGAAGAACAUGAAGAUCAAAUGGACAUGGGCAUUCUUAAAGACUACAUAACAUAUGCCAAGAGAUUUAUUAACCCUAAAAUCAGUGAGGAAGCAGGUCAAGCAUUUGUGGAGGCUUAUGUCAUGAUGAGGAAGGUGGGAAGUGGGCGUGGUCAGAUAUCUGCCUACCCUCGACAGCUUGAAUCUCUAAUUAGGUUGGCAGAGGCCCAUGCAAGGAUGAGAUAUUGUACCACAGUAGAACUUGCUGAUGUUGAAGAAGCCAAAAGGCUGUACAAAGAAGCACUUAAACAAGCAGCUGUGGAUCCAUCCACUGGCAAGAUAGAUGUUACAAUUUUGACUACAGGUAUCAGUGGAGCUGCCCGUAAACGAAAGGCAGAAAUAACACAGUCGCUGAAGAAGCUCAUCAAAGAAAAAGGGAAAGUCCCAACUCUCAAACAGCCUAAACUGCUUGAGGAAUUUAAAGAAAGAUCAGACUUUCCUGUUACUAAAGACAUGUUUGAGGAUGCAUUGAAAGAGUUACAAGAUGAAGAUUUCUUAAUUGUCACCAACAAGUUGAUCCGACUGUGCCAAUAGACAAUGUCAAUUUUUGUACAAUUUACCAAAUACCACUGUGUUCUAAGAAAUUUUGGGAUCACUUGCAGUAUAAAAUUGUGUUCCAAAUACCGAAAUGUGUUCAGGAAUUCAUGGUCAAAAUUUCAGAUUUGACAAUUAUACAAAAAUUAGGUGCACUAGCAAAUAUGACUUGUUUGAAUAUACUAUCAUUUAAUAUAUUGAAAUGGACACUCUUCAGCAAAUUUUUAAAUUGAUUAUGAAGAAAUUGAAAUUUUUAAGAAUUUCACAUUCGUUAGCCAAAUAUUUGAAACAAACAAGCAUGUACAAUGUUAGUAUAUUACUUAGUGCCGUUUACAAACAUGAUAAUAUGUAAUAAAUGGACAGACAAAUAAAUAUAAUACAAUGA